AUGGACGGUAAAGUAGGAAAUGUUGAUUCAAGAGAAGAAAAAUAUCCCACAGGAGAAAACGAUCAAGAAGACUUAACUCAACAGACAUCCCCAGGUGCGUCCGUUGGAAAUGACACUGAGCAUUUAUUAGUUAAUUCUGAAGAGCAAGGGAACGUCUCAGACGAUCAAGACGACCAAGAACGUAAAGAAGACGCAGAUGAAGAAGAACCAAAUGGCGAAAAAAAUCAAACGAACGUCGCAGUUGAUGAUGAAGCCGAAGAAGAUGAGGAUGAAGAAGACGAGGAAGCAUUAGAAGAAGAAGAAGAAGAAGAAGACGAGGAAGAAGCAGCCGGUGGUAGGAGAAAACGCGCACGUCAUGAACGCCGAAAUCAAUUCCUCGAUAUUGAAGCAGAGGUGGAUGAAGAUGAAGAGGAAUUGGAUGAAGAAGAAGAAGAAAUUGGUAGAGAAGAUGGCUUCAUUGAGGAGGAAGUUGGUGGAGCUGAGUAUGUGGCCGAUGAUAGACGACACCGAGAACUCGACCGCCAAAGGCAAGAAUUACAAUCCGUUGAUGCGGAACGUUUGGCAGAAGAAUAUAGAGAAAAGUAUGGAAGGAGCCAAACUGUCAUUAGUGAUACGAGCAACGUCCCUCAAAGGCUUCUUCUACCUUCCGUUAACGACCCUAAUGUCUGGGCUAUUAGGUGUAAAGCAGGAAAAGAGAAAGAUGUUGUUUUUACCAUUAUGAGAAAAGCUAUGGAUCUUCAAUACACGAGCAUGCCAUUGGAAAUUAUCUCUGCAUUUCAACGUGAUUCGCUUGUUGGCUAUGUUUACGUUGAGGCUAGGAAGCAAUCGCAUGUAUUGGCUGCUUUGAAUGGUAUUCUGAACGUCUAUACAAAUAAUAUGAUUUUGGUACCUAUUAAGGAAAUGCCAGAUUUACUGAAAGUCCAAAAACAAACCGUCGAGCUUCUUCCCGGUGCAUAUGUACGUAUUAAGCGUGGUAAAUAUGCCGGUGAUCUUGCUCAGGUGGAUAACUUGUCUGAAAAUGGUUUAACAGCCCGUGUGCGUAUAGUCCCUCGCGUUGAUUACUCAAAUUCACUAAAGAGAAGCAAAUCAAUUACUCGUCCACAGGCUCGUUUGUUUAACGAAAGCGAGGCAUACAAGAGUAACCCUACAAAAUUCUAUAGACGGGGACCGAGAACAUUUGUUUUUAAUAAUGAGGAAUUCGAAGACGGUUUCCUUGUUAAAGAUAUCCGAAUUUCUUCUCUUGUUACUGAAGGUGUCAAUCCAACGCUUGACGAAGUAUCAAAGUUCAGCCCGAGUAAUGAAGAUUUGGACCUUAGUUCACUUGCCUUGAGUGUAAAAAAUGAUCAUGCAGAAUUUCAAGUCGGUGAUGUCGUUGAAGUAUUUGUCGGUGAACAAGCUGGUGUUGGUGGUGUUGUCGAAACUGUUCAUGGCACUGUUGUUACCAUUAUUUCGAAUGAUGGGUUAAGAUUGGAUGUCCCUUCUCGCGGCAUAAGAAAACGUUUCCGUCAUGGUGAUUACGUGAAAGUUAUUGCAGGAAAAUACAAAGAUGAUACCGGUAUGGUUGUCCGCAUCUCAAAAGAUGAGGUUACUUUCUUGAGCGAUACGAUGAUGACAGAAUUAACUGUAUUUUCUCGUGAUCUUGGUGAAGCUGGCAGUGCUCAGGCUAUCAAUUCUGCCUAUGAUCUACAUGAUCUUGUUCAGCUUGAUGUGAAUACGGUCGGUUGUGUUUUCUCAGUUGAAAGAGAUACCUAUCGUGUAGUAGAUCAGCAUGGCGGUGUAAGGACUGCUAAAGCAUCACAGAUUACAAUGCGACAUUCAAAUCGGCGUGGUGUCGCCACUGACAGGAAUGGUACUGAAAUUCGUGUUGGUGAUAAGGUCAAAGAAGUUGGAGGUGAAAACAAAGAUGGAACUAUACUACAUAUAUAUCGUGCAUUUGUUUUCCUUCAUAAUAGAGAGCUUAUGGAAAAUAAUGGUGUUUUUGUUGCCAGAAGCCGCAAUGUUGCUACAGUGGCAGCAAAAGGUGCUCGUAUUUCAACAGACUUGACUAAGAUGAACCCUGCAUUAAAUAGCGGUCCUUCCUUACCUCCGGUCGCAAACAUCAAACGUACCAUCGGUCGUGAUAAAGCUAUUGGUGCCACAGUACGUAUACGUAAAGGACCCAUGAAGGGAUUGCUGGGUGUGAUUAAGGAUACUACGGAUGCCAAUGCUCGUGUUGAGUUACAUACGGGAAAUAAAAUUGUUCCAGUUCCCAAAGAAAAUUUGUUGUACACCAGUAAAACUGGAGACUUGAUAACUUAUACUGAAUUUAUUGAACGCAGUCGCGGUAUUCGUCCCGGCAGUAUCGGUAACGUGGACGGUCCAAGCGUUCCAAGCUGGGCACAGGGUGCGCGUACACCAGCGUAUGCGAACGGUGCUCAGAGUCAAGGUUGGCAGUCUGGUGGGAAAACACCUGCAUGGAACUCCGGGGCCAAAACACCGGCAUGGAAUGCUGGAGGGAAAACACCGGCAUGGAGCUCUGGCAACAAGACUCCCGCAUGGAAUGCUGGCAGUAAGACUCCUGCUUGGAACUCUGGUGCUAAGACUCCUGCUUGGAACGCUGGUGCUAAGACUCCUGCUUGGAACGCUGGUGCAAAAACGCCAGCCUGGAAUGCCGGAGGUAAAACCCCCUCUUGGAAUGCUUCUGGUGCUACCAACGUUGCUGGACAAGCUCCAGUUUAUGGUGGCUUCUCCGAAACAACCUGGGAUACUGAUGAUAACAAUGGUUCAUGGGCGGCACCUACUCCUGGGGGUUGGGCUGCACCCACGCCUGGUGGAUGGAAUGAAGAUGAAGGAAAUUCUCCUAACUAUGUGCCUCCGUCACCAUAA
Molecule: messenger RNA, 2865 nt
Organism: Schizosaccharomyces osmophilus
Lineage: Eukaryota; Fungi; Ascomycota; Schizosaccharomycetes; Schizosaccharomycetales; Schizosaccharomycetaceae
Gene: spt5
Product: DSIF transcription elongation factor complex subunit Spt5
Exons: 1
Coding region: 1-2865 (954 amino acids)
Biological process (GO): transcription elongation by RNA polymerase II; transcription elongation-coupled chromatin remodeling; regulation of transcription by RNA polymerase II
Cellular component (GO): DSIF complex
Molecular function (GO): protein binding; mRNA binding
Source: RefSeq, a predicted model, not a curated record